AUGGGGGAGAAAAGGGGGGUGAAUCCGUACAGACGUGAAAAAUGGCGGUGCGACGAGGAGGAUCCCCUCUGGAGGGUCUACAUGAAGUCAUAUCUGGAGAGAGAGAGAAAACUUGAAAGGGACGACAAGUUCGAUCAUCGUCAGGCGAGUGAGCUUGCCAGGUUAUCCGAAAUCGUCAAUGGGGAUGUAACAUCGUCUCACUGCUUUACGCUCGAUACUUUCAAUCUCAGUGAGCGAACACGACUGCCUGACCGUCUCAAUUCCACCGAGAAAAUCAGGAUCUGGCGGAACAUGAAAGCGGAUACCCGAACUGACGAGGAAGACGUGCCGGAGGCAGGGAGAGUCGAGAAAAAAUUGUGGCCCUGUGUGUCCCGAGACUUCCACGAGGAUCAGAAGCUCCUGGGGUUCCUGGAGAGGCGGAAAUUGUUGGGGCUGUUGCCCUGUCAGGAGGGCUUUCCUGAUGGCCCUGACGAGCUGGAGAAUUUUGGAAAUUUCAAGGAGCUGGGUCACGCGAGGAUACCGGUGACCUGUCCUCGGGAUGAAAAGUUGUUGGUGGUGGAGCGAGCCUCUGGGGAACGACCUGGUCUUGUUGAUGGUGAUUAUAUAAUCGCUGAGGUGGGAUCGGACCCUGAGGAGCCUCGAAUCUACACACAAGUGUGCUUGAGGGGAACGAAGGGGAUGCAUCUGAUUGAGUUGAGUGGGGUGAGAGCGAAAGAGAAGACCUGGAAGUUCUGCUUCUAUCAGGCAAUCGUUGCUCUCCUGGCGAAGACCCAGUUGAGGUACAAAUACGCGACGAGCUCGAACGUCGAUUACAUCUACGAUCACGCGUGGAUGAUGUACAUUCACACGGGUAGUCUCAACGUCACGAAGAAACUCCACCUGGACGAUAUCGUUGUUUACAAUUACAAGUACUCGGGUGAGAUCACCCUGGAGGAUCAACUCAGUGUGCCCAAUGUUUCAGGCGUCUGGACAUUUCUGGAGCCAUCAGUGAAAAAGAUAAAGCUCCAGAGGCGUGGGGAACUCAUGAAGAUGACGGAAGAGCUCGGCUGGGAGAAGAUCAAUCACGAUAAUCCAGGCCCUGUCCACAGAGAUACCGCAUCAAUUGAGAAAUUCCUCGGGAGUAUACCAGACUGCUGUCACAAUUUCAUCCUGAGAACCUGGAGAUUUUGCCUGGCAAUGUGGAAAGAUGGUAAUUUCUGGUAUCUUUACAACCCCUAUCGCUGCGAUCCUCUCGGCUACUGGGAUGACCACGGCAGUGCAUGCAUAAUGAAGUUCACCUCGAGGAACACGUUAAACCGUCACACUGUUAUCCUCCUGCUGCGUGCCUGCGCUUGCAAGCCCAACCCUAUCAAAGCCCCUGAAGCUCCCGAAGAUCCCCUCCUAAUCCAGCUAUUCAAGAUAACGUACACCUGCGCCAAAAUUCACAAUCUCAAAUUGCUGGAGCGCACCCCACCAAAAUCGAGAGGCAAAAAAUCAUGGAAGGACGAGAAUGUCAAGCCACUCCCUGAAAAUCAUCCUAGCCCUGUCGAGAAGUCGAGCUGGCUCAAGACCCAGCACAUCAUCUGGACAAAGUGCACAAAGGAUGUAAAAAAAAUAAAGUGGCACGAGUACAACGUUGACGAGCCACACAGGGUAUUCUCCCUUUGGGGUGAAAUACAUCCGACGGAGGACAUAUUUUCACGGAAAAAUCGUGGAAAUCAGGUUUACGCUUGUUACGCUGUUGCUGCUGGUAUGACUCGUAUAAUGGCACCGGAAUAUUGGACUCCGAAGACGCUCGAUGCAAUAGUCAUGUGUGGAGACAGAUAUUACACGUUGAGUAGACAUCAAAGUGAUGGAGAUACGUCAAAGGGUGAAUUUGUUGCUGACUCGAGAAUGCGCUUGUUACGUCACUUCAAGAUCGGUGAUAUUCUCUUCGAGAUUGACAUUACGAAGGGCAUGACGGGUCGUCUCUACACCGAGGAGUCACUCUGGAAAAUUCUCGAGCAAUUUUUCCUCAAUCAUUCAUUCGUCAUAAUCACCUGCGAGAAUUCGUGUCUUGGAGUAUUCAAAUUGUCGGGUGCCUAUUUUAUGAUGGAUGUUGAUUCCGUUGGACCACCUGUUUUCACCCUUGGCGAUGGGGUGGGGUAUGUCGUCAGGGUGACGUCGUACAGGCGAUUGAUCGUCAGUCUGAUCGUCACUAUUGGAACGAUUGAGUGCAGCGUCUUUUGUAUUCGUCCUGUUGAGGUCCUGAAGAUCCUUGAUGUCGGCCCCUGAUUCACCACAAGUGCACAACAAACAAAACUGAUGUAGGUUUUCACGUCGGAGAUGAUGUCAUUCGGUACCACUGGAAGUUAUUCAUACGGGAAUCAAUGAGAAGCCUCUGGACUCCACUAUCGUCAGGUGCAUCAAUCGGUUGAGGAAUGACAACAGCACUUCCGGGAGUACAAUGUAAUGUUUCAAUUUAAAAUUACUCGAGAAUUGAAACUCUUAUCAAGUUGGUUAGAAGAACUCGUGUAAAGGAACGAGUGGAGACCCGUGCAAAUAGCCAGAGCAAAUGUGGAAACAAAAGGGGAAAAAUUUCAUUAUAAUUUUAUAAAUAUGUGGACUGCGGUUUCAAGAAAGGCUGCCGUUUUUUCUUCCAUUUUCUUUCAUUGAAAAUUGAAAAAAUUCAUGAAUCCUGAGUAAAUACAAUGGGCCAUUAUUUCCAUCAGGAAACAUAUUAUAUAUUUUCCAUCCUCGGAAAAUCUGGAAAAUUUGUCACUUGAUUAGUCUUCAAUGAGAGCAACUCCUUUCCCAUUACAUCUGUACUUCAGUGAAAAAAAUUGCGA
Molecule: messenger RNA, 2807 nt
Organism: Fopius arisanus
Lineage: Eukaryota; Metazoa; Arthropoda; Insecta; Hymenoptera; Braconidae
Exons: 4
Coding region: 1-2253 (750 amino acids)
Source: RefSeq, a predicted model, not a curated record